Messenger RNA from Pseudomassariella vexata, 254 nucleotides. RefSeq lists its product as uncharacterized. The transcript is spliced from 2 exons. Lineage: Eukaryota; Fungi; Ascomycota; Sordariomycetes; Amphisphaeriales; Pseudomassariaceae. Bases 17 to 187 code for a protein of 56 amino acids. The record is from RefSeq and is a predicted model, not a curated record.
GUCUCGUCGUUGCUUGAUGUUUCUAGUGUCCACGUCACGUCGUCAGGCCAUAUUCGUCUCAAGUGGUUGUGUUGAGAGUCAAGCAACCAACCAUCCCGGCAGGCAAGAUGCACCUGCAGCCAGGGAUAUAUUGACUUUAUCCAAGCGUGCGGUCAAGGUGGGGAGGUAUGGUAGGCGGGCGGAAUGAAGGGUUUCGAUUCCAGAUCAACAUUGUGCCCUUCUCGGCUCAUUUUUCUUUUGGUCUCGUCAUCUCG